This is a messenger RNA of Trematomus bernacchii (emerald rockcod), 3651 nucleotides long. RefSeq names its product vomeronasal type-2 receptor 1-like. Gene Ontology annotation, biological process: G protein-coupled receptor signaling pathway. The record is from RefSeq and is a predicted model, not a curated record. The coding region runs from base 1 to 3651 and encodes 1216 amino acids. NCBI's taxonomy places the organism in Eukaryota, Metazoa, Chordata, Actinopteri, Perciformes, Nototheniidae. Gene Ontology annotation, molecular function: methyltransferase activity; 2-oxoglutarate-dependent dioxygenase activity; G protein-coupled receptor activity. Gene Ontology annotation, cellular component: membrane. The transcript is spliced from 12 exons.
AUGGAGAUGUCUCUUAUUGGUCUGAUACUGUCUAUAGCUUUGUGUGAGCUGAACUCAGUUCUUGUUUUGAAUAGUUUUUGGGAUGGUGUGAAACAAGCAGCUGUGCUUAGCACUAAUGCUUCAUCUGUGACAUGUAAGCUACAAGGUACCACUCGUCAACCUGCAUUCUCUAUGGACGGUGACUAUGUCAUUGGGGGUGUUUUCUCCAUGUACUCCAACAUGCACACUGGGAAGCAUAACUACACCACCAUGCCUGAGCCACUAAGCUGCGCAGGGAGCAUCGACUCCCGUGGACUGCGCUUCUCACGUGCAAUGGUCUUCGCCAUCGAGCAGAUUAACAACAGCACGGAGCUGCUUCCGGGGAUCAAGCUUGGUUAUGAGAUCUAUGACUCAUGUGCCUCGGUGUCCGUGGCGGUGCAUGUUGCAUUUCAGCUUUCAGGGGGAAUGGACCCGGUGUUUAACACCGGCGACAAAUGCUCGCAGUCUGGUAUGGUGAUGGCCGUUGUUGGUGCGUCUGGGUCCACGUCUUCCAUCAGUGUGUCGCGCAUCAUCGGGCCCUUCAACAUACCUCAAGUGAGCCACUUUGCCACGUGUGCAUGCCUGUCUGAUAAGCAGCAGUACCCGAGUUUCUUCAGAACAAUCCCGAGUGAUCAAUUCCAGGCUGACGCGCUGGCCAAGCUGGUCAAACACUUUGGCUGGACUUGGAUAGGUGCUGUCCGGUCGGAUUCUGACUAUGGCAACAAUGGCAUGGCAUCGUUCCUGCAUGCAGCACGUAAAGAGGGGAUCUGUGUGGAAUACUCUGAGUCUUUCUAUUGGACCCACCCACGUAGCCGGAUCCAGAGAGUAGCUGACGUUAUCCGCAGGUCAACAGCUAAGGUUGUUGUGGCAUUUAUUUCCACUACCAAUAUGAAGAUUCUGCUGGAGGAGCUGUCACGCAAGCCUUCCCCACCUCGCCAGUGGAUAGGUAGUGAGUCCUGGGUAACUGACCCAGACAUGCUGAGGUUCAGCUUCCUUGCUGGAGCCAUCGGAUUUGGCAUUGAAAAAUCUGUCAUCCCAGGUCUGAGGGACUUCCUGCUGGAUCUCUCUCCCUCUAAAGUAGCUGACUCCCCAUUACUUACCAUGUUCUGGGAGGAAGCAUUCAACUGCAGGCUGGUAAAAAGUGAAGCCACGGACAGGAGUGUGUGUGAUGGAACUGAAGAUAUAAAGACGCUCCAGAGCUCAUACACUGACACAUCUCAACUUCGAGUCACUAACAUGGUGUACAAGGCUGUCUAUGCAAUAGCGCAUGCCAUUCAUAACGCAGUGUAUCAGAAAACUGAUUCUACUACACAGUGUGAUAAGUUCACUAAGCUAGAGGCCAAAGAGGUUCUUAAUGAGCUGAAAAAAGUUAAUUUUUCCCAAAAUGGUUAUGAUGUGUCAUUUGAUGCCAACGGGGAUCCUGUGGCCACAUAUGAGCUGGUAAACUGGCAAAGAAAUGAGAGUGGCAGCAUUGAGUUGGUGACUGUGGGGCGAUACGAUUCAUCACUGCCGGUGGGCCAGGAGUUCCUUAUCAACAGGAACCUCACCUGGGUGGAGAGUGGCACACAGGUGCCUGUGUCAGUGUGCACUGACAGCUGUCCUUCAGGAACUCGUAAAGUGCUUCAGAAAGGAAAACCCAUCUGCUGUUAUGACUGUACACCGUGUCCCGAGGGAGAGAUUAGCAAUGCUACAGAUUCCUUUGAUUGUUUCCCUUGCCCCAAGGAAUUCUGGCCUAAUGCAGAGAGAGAUACAUGUCUUCCCAAACCUGUAGAGUUUCUUUCCUUCAACGAGCCGCUUGGAAUUGUCUUGGCUGCUUUUUCAAUCGGUGGUGCCUGUCUCGCCAUUAUAACAGCGGCUGUGUUCUAUCGUCACAGGAGCUCACCAAUUGUCAGGGCCAACAACUCUGAGCUGAGCUUCUUGCUGCUCUUCUCCCUGACUCUAUGUUUCUUAUGUUCAUUAACGUUCAUUGGAGCACCCUCGGAAUGGUCCUGCAUGCUGCGCCACACAGUGUUUGGGAUCACAUUCGUCCUCUGCAUGUCUUGUGUUCUUGGAAAAACUAUAGUAGUUCUGACGGCCUUCAGAGCUACACUACCAGGUAGUAAUUUGAUGAAAUGGUUUGGGCCUUCACAGCAAAGAUUGACUGCAGUGUCUUUCACGUUUAUUCAAGUUUUGAUAUGUACUAUUUGGUUAGUUCUUAGUCCCCCCUUUCCAAUGAAAAACCUCACGACAUACAAGGAGAGAAUCAUCCUGGAGUGCGCAUUAGGAUCAGCUUUGGGGUUCUGGGCUGUACUUGGGUAUAUAGGCUUACUGGCUGUCUUUUGCUUUGUGUUAGCUGUCCUAGCUCGGAAACUACCUAAUAACUUUAAUGAAGCCAAGCUUAUCACAUUCAGCAUGUUGAUAUUCUGUGCAGUCUGGAUCACAUUUAUCCCAGCAUAUGUCAGCUCUCCUGGGAAAUAUACUGUGGCUGUGGAGAUAUUUGCCAUUCUGGCCUCCAGUUUUGGACUAAUUACGUGUAUAUUCGCUCCAAAAUGUUUUAUUAUUUUAUUUAAGCCAGAGAAAAACACCAAGAAACAUUUAAUGAGCAGGGACAGUGAGCCUUUGGCCCUGCAGUCGGGAGGGGAUGUUGUGAUUGGAGGGCUGUUCCCUCUGCAUUUUGUGGCUCCUAAGCCACAGAACAGCUACCACAGCAAACCCCAGCUCACACCUUGCAGUGGAUCCACUGAAGACGCCAUAGCCAUAGCUCUCCACUCUCCACUGAGCCACCUGGAGCAUCGUGGGAGCUACGUCAGAUUGCUCUUUAUUGACUACAGCUCAGCGUUCAACACAAUCAUCCCGGACAUUCUAGGCUGUGUGCUGAGCCCUCUCCUGUACUCGCUCUACACCCACGACUGCAGUCCAGCCCACCCAGAGAACAUCAUCGUCAAGUUUGCUGACGACACCACUGUGGUGGGGCUUAUCUCAGGAGGAGACGAGUCGGCCUACAGGAGUGAGGUACUGAAGCUCUCAGUGUGGUGUUCAGUGAACAACCUGGCACUGAACCCCACAAAAACCAAAGACAUCAUCGUAGACUUCAGGAGGAAUACUACCAACCUCGCUCCCCUCUACAUUUACGGCGAGUGUGUGGAGAGGGUCCACACCUUCAAGUUCCUCGGCGUCCUCAUUACCAACAACCUUUCCUGGAAGGACAACACCACAGCUGUCAUCAAGAAGGCCCAGCAGCGUCUGCACUUCCUGAGGGUGCUCAGGAAGAACAACUUGGCCACUAAGCUGCUGGUGACCUUCUACCGCUCUACCAUCGAGAGCCUAUUAACAUACUGCAUCACAGUGUGGUACGCCAGCUGCACUGAGGCAGACAGGAUGAGGCUCCAGAGAGUUGUAAAAGCAGCACAGAGGAUCAUCGGCUGCCUUCUCCCCUCCCUGAUGGACAUUUACACCUCCCGCUGCCUCAGUAGAGCCAAAAACAUUGUUAAGGACAAUUCACACCCCGGCUUUCACCUGUUCAACCUGCUGCCCUCCGGCAGGCGCUACAGGCUGUUCAGCCACAUCUGCAUGGGGCGCAACGACAGCGGGCCUAAGGGCCCAACGGCCGAGGCAGCCGUCAGUCUGCCCAAGGGCCGGAGGAACUGCAUAUAA